Messenger RNA from Penicillium vulpinum, 1305 nucleotides. RefSeq lists its product as uncharacterized. Lineage: Eukaryota; Fungi; Ascomycota; Eurotiomycetes; Eurotiales; Aspergillaceae. Bases 1 to 1305 code for a protein of 434 amino acids. The record is from RefSeq and is a predicted model, not a curated record. The transcript is spliced from 2 exons.
AUGUCCUUCCCUCAAGACCCUCGGCGCCGCCGGGGCGGAGCCGGCACUGGCUUCAGCUCAACUGGCGGACGAACUGCCAUUGGAUAUUGGCUCCCCUUAGCCUUGACUGCUGGAAUUGCGACUAUUAGCAUUGCAGCUUGGAUUUGGAGUGAACGAAAUGACGACGAAGACGAAGACGACCGCCCCCAUGGAGAUGGCCCUUACCCGCCUCCUGUUCGACCUGGAAGUGAUCACCACCCCCCACCUUCCUAUGCCACCGGAGAUUAUGCCCGAAGUGCAGGAGCGGAAGCCCUGCCUGGAGAUGCUUCCUAUGAUCAUAGUAUGAUGGCUCGUAUGCAAGGUGCCUUGCGCCGCACGCCUAGCCCUCAACAGAUCUUCGAUGGCGCCAGCAAAAGAGUUGUGGCAGGUGUCACUGCUGCAGGAGCUUUUGUCGGUGGCGCUCUCACCUCGAUUCGUGAAGACAACAAAGGCGAGGGUGACUACGAGGAUCACUCCAGGUGGUCCGAGGAGGCCCAAACUAGAGCUCACGAGAGAAGCCAACAAGGCACUGUUGCGCCAACUAUGAGUGGUGGAUUGCCGAGCCGUCCUGCAAAUACAGUUAACAAGAACAAGAAGGUCGUUGCAAUUGUUGUCUCCUCGGUUUCACCGGCUGAGUCCGACGAAUUCCAUUCUGAACAUGCGUCCAUUUUAUCUCAUCUCCCUGAACAUGUUGAUCUGGAAAACUCCAAGAUCUUUGUGUUGAUCUAUGCCCCAGAUUUGAAACACGCCAUCAAGAAGGGGGGCUCAUCUCCCACCUCACCUUCUAUGGCUUCGUCUUAUUCGAACAUUGGCACCGAAGAAGGAGCGUCUGUUGGGGAACUGGGCUCUGGAGAAUUGACUGCAGUCGAGCCCCGCCAGGACGACGAAUUGGAGGGCACAUCUCGCCUUUUCCGAACGUUAUACACACAGGCACAAGCACUUGUUGAGAAGGAUAGCAUGAUCAUGCCUUUCAGUACCCCUGGUGGCUAUGUGCACCUCGCUCGCCACUUAUUCCCAGAACUUGUUUAUGUCCAAGAGUCCUUGACUGGAGAUCAGGGUGAACCUGUCACUCAGCUCAUUCGUUGGGUUCGCCAGGUUAUCGUCGUGGUCGGAGACGAGGGUGGCCGUGGCGGCCUUAUCGACAGUGACGACGAGUCGGCACUUGGCGAAAAGGGAGAGAAGUGGUGGCAAAAGCAAGGUGUCACAGGACUUGGCAAGAGUAUUGAUGUGGUUGACGUUGUCCGAGUCGGAGAUGACUGGCGACGACGAGUGUGUGGUCUGGACUAG